UGACGUAGCUAGCGAGUUAUUUUCUGUGCGGUAGUGGAGUGCGCGCUCGGCAAGUCGGCACGACUCGGAAAGUCACCGCGGAGGAUUUGUAGACCACUUGUUCAACUAGUCUCGAGUCGACUGACGUGAGAGCUUCCUCUGGGAUCACGAACACACAGAAAUGUCGGGGGAUAACGAGGAAACACAGACGGCCGGGGAGACGUCAGCGGACCAACGGGAGGUUCCGGACAAGGUGGUCAAUCCUGAGAAGUCAGAAGAGGCUAAACUGAAGUCCAAAUACCCAAAUUUAGGAAACAAACCCGGGGGCUCUGACCUGCUUCGCAAACGCCUCCAGAAGGGGCAAAAGUACUUUGACUCUGGCGACUACAACAUGGCUAAAGCCAAGAUAAAGAACAAGCAGUUGCCGACAGCUGCGCCAGAGAAGACCGAGAUCACUGGGGACCACAUCCCCACCCUCCAGGACCUGCCCCAGCGGAAACCUUCUCUGGUGGCUAGUAAACUGGCAGGCUGAUGCACACACAGCCUCGACAGCCCCUGCAGCAACUCCUUGCCCUUUAACCUUUCUACUCAAGUCUCAGAACUGUAACAUUACCUCUCCCAUCCCUCACAGUACCCGUCCCCCUGCCUCUGCCCCCUCCCCACCAGCCUGGACACCACCCUACCAGAGCCCACACCUAACACCCAGCAAACUGGCGAGCUGAUUCCUUCAAAUCCUGUUUAGUUUUGUCCCCCACCCCCACCCAUCUGGCCCGGCCCCCACUCCCUCCUAUCUUUGUCCUCUUCCCUGGCUGCUUCUACAAACUGACUGCUCCCCUUCUGUCUCUGUCUUCUAACUUUCCCAUGUUUCUUUUUAAUUUUCUCUUUACUGCAAUAUGAGAUGCACUGAAAGACGGGACAUUCAAGUGUGAUGAGUGGAUUGUGACGCUUCUGGACGACUGAUACCACGGUGUUGCCGGCUGAAGAGAGGGGGCGAGCAGCAGAAGCGGCGCCUUGAAUGGUUAGAGGGCUUUAGUAUGGUCAUCAGGAUCCUUCAGUUUGGAAGUGUGUGUGUGUGUGUGUGUAUAUAUAUAUAUAUAUAUAUAUAUAUAUAUAUAUAUAUAUAUAUAUAUAUAUACACACAUAUUCCUUUGUUUGGCAGGGGCCGAUGUCAGUCUAUUAGAAUGUUUUACAUCAGGUUUGUAUCAUUCACUGUAUGCCCUUAUCAGAGGCAAAGCUCAGUUUUGUUAACACUUUGAUUAUGAAUCAUGUACUGUACUAAAGAACCACACAGCAAAGGUCAGAAUGUGAUAUGGAACUGCAUGUGUAAUGCAGGGCUCCCAAAGGUGAACCUCACUGUGCUCCAUUUUCAGUUCAUCAAGGUGCACUGAACACAGAGAUUGACAAAGAUGCUCAAUGUCAGGUGCAGCGUAUGAGCCUUGGGUGGUAUGUGGAUGAUGCUUUCAAGACAUUUUGAAACUUUGAAGAGUGAAAGAGAAGGACAUGUUGAAUGCGUGCACUGUAUUUAUGGGGUGCCAUUCAUUUCAGGUCAGACGAUGACACUGUUCUUUGGUCAACAUAUCUGGUUACAAGUUGUCAUGAAUGGAAAUGUAACAUGCUAGAAUUAUGAGGUAGAAUAAAUGGGACCUUAAAGCUACAUUUCUGUCCCUACCAGUCAUGCAUCCUGCAUGCUGUGUGAGAAGACACAUGUACUGGGAGCAGCUCUUGACAGCAAAUAGUGUUAUUAAUCAUGUUCAGACUUGGGGAAACCCUUUUAUACCCAUGAGUUGAAGUCGUUUCAUCUUUAAAGUGUAGAUGGCCAUGUAUAAUGCUUUUCCGAGGUCCUUACUGACUGGAUGAAGUUUAUCUGAUGCGGUAAAUUGAAGCUAGCACAACAUCCGUCUGAGCUUCUGCAUGUAUAUGGCUGCUGUCACUUUGUGCCAUUUUGUUUUGUAAAUAAAAUAGUUUUGCACAAAUGUU
Cyclopterus lumpus (lumpfish) is the source of this 1956-nucleotide messenger RNA. RefSeq names its product cAMP-regulated phosphoprotein 19-A-like. Bases 161 to 511 code for a protein of 116 amino acids. The record is from RefSeq and is a predicted model, not a curated record. NCBI's taxonomy places the organism in Eukaryota, Metazoa, Chordata, Actinopteri, Perciformes, Cyclopteridae. Gene Ontology annotation, molecular function: protein phosphatase inhibitor activity. The transcript has 3 exons. Gene Ontology annotation, cellular component: cytoplasm.